Messenger RNA from Knipowitschia caucasica, 1203 nucleotides. The record is from the annotation of a GenBank genome assembly. NCBI's taxonomy places the organism in Eukaryota, Metazoa, Chordata, Actinopteri, Gobiiformes, Gobiidae.
AUGCACUCACCACAGCAGAUGGCCAGGUACCAGGAGGCUGAGCAGGUGCCCUCUCCGCGCCUCUUUCUCUUCCCAGUCUAUGGUCCAAGGCUGCGUGACUACAGAGUCUGUGUGAAUCGUCCUGGCUGCCUCACCCAGGGAUUUUACAUUCAGAAAAUGAACGGCUUGUCCAUACGUGAGUUAUGCUGCUUAUUCUGCUGCCCGCCGUGCCCCAGCCGCAUUGCAGCCAAACUGGCGUUCCUCCCUCCUGAACCCACCUAUGCCCUGAUCCCAGACUUGGAUCCUACUCCGAUCUCCACGACUGAGUCCAGCUCGGGGCCUGCACUGCCCACACUUGGAGCUCCAGGGCUGCGCUCACGCCUGGGGGCAGGAGGGGGCAGUGAGAGGGGGGGCGAUAGGGGUGGAGGAGUUACCGGAGGCAGCACCAGUGCAGGUACCAGCCCUGGGGUCGCCGGUGAGCCCAGGUGGAAGCUUCACCUCUCAGAGAGAGCAGAGUUCCAGUACUCUCAAAGGGAACUCGAUGUCACUGAUGUGUUCUUAGCUCGCUCCAGCAGAGGGAACCGUGUUGGAUGCAUGUACAUCCGCUGUGCUCCCAACGCCAGGUUCACUGUGUUGUUCUCACAUGGUAACGCUGUAGACCUCGGGCAGAUGAGCAGCUUCUACAUCGGUUUAGGAACGCGCAUCAACUGCAACAUCUUCUCCUACGACUACUCGGGUUACGGCGUCAGCACUGGGAAGCCUUCUGAGAAAAACCUUUACGCUGACAUUGAUGCUGCCUGGAAUGCUUUGCGAACACGGUAUGGCAUCAGUCCUGAGAAUAUCAUCCUUUAUGGCCAGAGCAUCGGUACAGUUCCCACAGUAGACCUGGCCUCCCGUUUCGAGUGUGCUGCUGUAGUCCUGCACUCACCACUCACCUCCGGUAUGCGAGUGGCCUUUCCGGACACCAAGAAAACGUACUGCUUUGAUGCCUUCCCCAACAUUGAGAAGGUGGCCAAAAUCCCCUCUCCGGUCCUGAUCAUCCACGGUACAGAGGACGAGGUGAUUGACUUCUCUCACGGCCUGGCGUUGUUCGAGCGCUGUCCCAAAGCCGUGGAGCCGUUGUGGGUGGAGGGUGCCGGGCACAACGAUAUUGAACUUUACAGUCAGUACCUGGAGCGACUACGGCGCUUCAUCAACCAGGACCUGGCUGCGCAACACGCCUGA